AUGACAUGCUAUUCUCCUACCUCCAGAAAUGUACAAUUCGCCACCCUGUGUACAGAGAAACAGUCACCACAGUUCAGCAACUCAGCUUCAAUGCUCUUGCCACAGCCCUCAGUGCAUGACAAUCAGCAUUGGAGAGCAUUCCCAGCCAGAAACUCGACCCCCAACAAGCCAAAGCUAGGGUUGCUGAGAACAGCAACCAAGAAGGAUCCAGCAAGGAAUCAGACAAGAAUAAUGGUGGCAAAAAUGCAAGGGCUGAAUACAGGCCAUGAAGGAUCUGAUGUUUUGUGUGCAGAUGUUUUGGACAUGGAAAGAUCUCAGAUCCAAAGGAGAAUACUCAUUGGAUCCUGGAUUUGGGAGCUAGGCAUCUUCACUGCUGGCAGCGAGGUCUUGGAGGCAACUGCUGUGGGGGAUGUUAGCAUAACAACCAAAUAUGGAGACAUAUUGCUCCAGAACAUUUUGUAUGUUAAGAAUCUCAAUAUCAAUCUAUUAUCAACCAUGUCUUUGACAGAUGAAGGAGCACAGGUGACCUUAGACCAUACAGGCAGCCAGAUACAUCUGGCAAAUGGAAUAAUACUUAAGAUAUCAAAGAAUAGUAAAUGUGGAUUACUAGAGUUCCAAGGUGAUACAUGGCAAGAAAAUGCAAUGACAGUGUCAACACAACCACUUGAAGGUGUCAGCAAAGAAUUUGAGCCAAUUGUAGAGAAACAUGGAACAUCCACCCAACAACUGUGGCAUGAACACCUGGGACACCCAGGCCGAGACAAAGCUAAGGCCAUCACCAAAAGAAUAGGAAAUGACCCCACAAUGCAAAUGGACCCAGAUACAGCUCUGACAUGUGAGCAGUGUAUAUGGUCCAAGAGCACAAUUGCAUGGAUGGGGCAAGGUAGUGGAGAAAGGUCUGCUGCCCCCCUUGAUCUCAUACACAUAGAUCUGAUCAUUGAUGCAUCACAUGCAACAGAGCACACAUGCAUAUUGGUGCUGGUUGAUGAUCACAGCAGAAGCUUAAAGGUGAUUUGGUCUGAUCAAGGAGGCGAAUGGAAAAGUAAUGAAGCAUUAGAAUGGUUGCAAGACAAAGGUAACAAAUGGCAAACUACUGUAGGACAGAAUAGCAAUCAAAAUGGACAGGUAGAGAGAAUGAACAGAAGCCUGGGUGAGAAGAUGAGAGCACUGUUGAUGCAGAGGGGACUGCCAAAGAGCUUCUGGCCCUAUGCAAUCAGAGCUGCUGCCUUCAAGAUGAAUCUCACUCCAAAUGUGGAUAACAAGUUACCAUACCAAGCAAUGUUCAAGAAACCACUGGAUUGGCUCAUCUGA
This is a messenger RNA of Ustilago hordei, 1311 nucleotides long. RefSeq lists its product as uncharacterized. The coding region runs from base 1 to 1311 and encodes 436 amino acids. Gene Ontology annotation, biological process: DNA integration. Gene Ontology annotation, molecular function: nucleic acid binding. The transcript has 3 exons. The record is from RefSeq and is a predicted model, not a curated record. NCBI's taxonomy places the organism in Eukaryota, Fungi, Basidiomycota, Ustilaginomycetes, Ustilaginales, Ustilaginaceae.